Funneliformis caledonium is the source of this 2265-nucleotide messenger RNA. The record is from the annotation of a GenBank genome assembly. NCBI's taxonomy places the organism in Eukaryota, Fungi, Glomeromycota, Glomeromycetes, Glomerales, Glomeraceae.
AUGUUACGUGGAGCGAAACAUAUUUUAAAAAAGAAAAAUGUACAAAAAUCUGCAAAUAACAAUGGCAAUGCUUUUCGUAAACUUUCUCAAAAGAAAACUACAAAUUUAAAAGGAUUUGGUAAUAAUGUCACUAUAGAAGAGACUAGUUUGAUUGUUAAAAGAUGCGUUGAACAGAUCCGAUUGAGGGGGUUAAAUACCGUUAAUAUAUUUAAACCAAUGCGUAUUGGAGAUGGAGGAGAUGAAGUAAAAUAUUUAUUGAAUUGUUUAUUGAAUGAUAAUUUACCAGAAUUUGAAGAUGAAAUUCAAAGUCAAGAUAUAAAUAAUAUAGUAUCAGCAAUGAAAUGGGCUUUACGUCAUUGUAAAUGUAUAAUUAUUCCAUUUAAUGAUUACGAACACUUUAACUUAUACGAACAAGAAAUGAAUUAUGAUGUUCGUAAGCGAUUAUUCACUAAUUACUUUUUAAAUUCUAUACCAAUAUUAAAUAGGGAGAUUGUUUUAGAAUUAUUUGAUAUUUGUAUACAAUUAACUAGUAGUGUUCUUCCUCCUUCCAAUUCGGAUAUUGAUAAUAAUCCUCUUAAAAUUAUAAAAUCUUUAGCGUUAUGUUUAAUUGGUUAUAAUGAUGACGAAAAGGAAAAGAAUUUUAAUAGCUUUGAUGAUGCUUAUAGAGAAUGGAUUAAAUCUUCGAAUGCUUAUAAUGAAGAUUCGGAAGCAGGUCAUAAACAUCAAAAAGAAGUUAUCCAAACAACGGAAUUUCCUGAAUCCCCUACAAAAUCAAAUAAAAGUAGAAAAUGUUUUUUAAAAAAAUCGUUGGUACAUUUUUCCGCGCCAUCAGAAAGACCAAUAAGUAUAUUAAGAGUAACGAGAACAGUACCACCAAGUAUUACCAAUAAUGAACGUAAAUCGAGAUGUCCAAGUAUAUUGUUACCUGAAAUGUUGGAUAAUUUAAAUAGACGUACUAUAGUACGCACAAGUGCAAUGAUGUCAUUAGAAGAACAAAAUAUAGCGGAAAAAAUCUGGAUAGAAUUUCAAAGGAACGGUAUAGCUUCAUUAUCCGAUGAUUAUAUUAAAUUAUUCUUUUCGCUUGAUGAAAGGAUGAUUAAGGAAAAUUUACAUAACGAUUUGGCUAUUACUCCCAUAGAAAAAAAUUGGAAAGAUUUCUCUAAAAAAGCGGGUGGAAAUGAUCCCGAUAAUGCUAUGAGACCUAAAACUAUUGCUUGGGAUGAUUUUACCACAAAAGGGUUUAGAGAUUCAUUAGAUAAUUUAUCGGAUGUACUUACCUUAGCUUCAUCAGUUAAAUCACCUUUAUUAAGAGAUAAUGAUCCUAACUCUGUACAAAAUGGAUCUACCAUGACGCCGACGACAACAACGACACGUAAUGAUGGAAAGAAACAUAAAUUAAAAAGAGGAAUAAAUUUACGUGCAUUAAAGAAAAAAUCUUUUGAUUCAAAUAAUGAUUUUGAUUACAAUGAACAUGAAGAAGACUGGGAAGAUUGGUAUGUGAUAGAUGCCGCACAAGAUUUUCAAGUCACAACGCAUUUAGCGAUUGAAACAAUCGAUGAAUUAUUUCCUUAUAUUUGGAUUGAAACAACUGCUGAUGAAGUAACCAAUCGUUGGGGUGAAUGGGUUUUCGUUGAACCAAGACAAGAUUUAAUAAAUCGUGAAUGUGAAUGGAUAAUGAUUGAAGAAAAAGAGCAAAUUUUAAAUAUUUGGGAUGAUUCAAAAGUUCGCGGUGGACGUGGUAAAUUAAGAAGAAAUUUGCCUCGUCUUUCUGGUUCUUUUGAUAAUAGUGAUGUAGAAGGUCAUAAUACAAGACGUAAACGUAUUUCUACAAAAGACAUUAGUGCUCCUAUACCCAUAGAUUACACCGAAGAAAUAUCAAGAAGAUUAACAAGUCAGGGGUAUGAUUCGGAGACAGGAAUGAUGGAAAUGGGUUAUACAAAUGAGAACAAUAAUAACAAUAGACUCACUCAAACAUCUCAUAUAAUGCCUACACAGUAUGAAACUGUUGCUGAAUAUGAUGAAGAUCAUGAAAAUUAUGCUGAGGGUUAUGGGGGUGAGAGAUAUAGUGAUGAAUAUGCGGAAGAAAAUGAUUAUGAUGAAUAUGAUCAGACCGCUGAUAGAAAUUCGAUGGGGGAAUUUUAUUAUGAUGAGAAUACGGAUUAUAUUGAACAUCUUGAACAGGAUGAUGAUACAAGAAAUGAACAUACUGAAGUAGGUUAUAAUGAUGAUGAUUAUACAACAAAUACUCAAUAUGGUUACCUAUAG